Messenger RNA from Oppia nitens, 4233 nucleotides. RefSeq names its product probable serine/threonine-protein kinase nek3. Gene Ontology annotation, molecular function: promoter-specific chromatin binding. Gene Ontology annotation, biological process: negative regulation of transcription by RNA polymerase II. Gene Ontology annotation, cellular component: PRC1 complex. The transcript has 3 exons. The record is from RefSeq and is a predicted model, not a curated record. NCBI's taxonomy places the organism in Eukaryota, Metazoa, Arthropoda, Arachnida, Sarcoptiformes, Oppiidae. The coding region runs from base 293 to 4153 and encodes 1286 amino acids.
ACUACUUGAGGGCUCAGUUCCAGUUGUGUUCAGCAUAACAGCUGCCAUACAGUCAAACACAACAUACAACACAACAUAACUCUCUAUCUAUUCAAUGGAAAGCCUGUGAAACUAGUGAUACCAAUGCCAGACAUCCACUGAAUGAACACCAAAUUCACCACUUUUUGUGCCCAAACUAUCACUACUAAUCCUAAGAGUUGGCCACUCAUAAGAUUUGGUUUCCCUGAGCUCUCAUCGCAUCUCUUGUUGUGCCCAACAGUUCAUAGCAAACACAGACACAUAUAUAUAUAUAAUGCACAAAAAUGAACGAAACACUUGUGUCCGUAACAGCCAAGUGAGUAAAGUUGACGACCAAACCGGGGGCGGGGGUGUAGUAGUUGGUAGUACUGUAGGUAAUACUAUUGCGAUGGCAUUGCCGACUAAGACAUACCGUAGACCCCGACUCGUCGAUGUAAACGCUGGACUGACAUGUAUUUUAUGUAACGGCUAUUUCAUUAACGCCACAACUAUUACUGAAUGUUUGCACUCUUUCUGUAAGUCAUGUAUUGUUAAAUAUCUCGAAGCAAAUAAAUGCUGUCCAAUCUGUGAGAAAGAUGUCGGAACCAAACCAUUGCAAAGUAUCAGAUCUGAUAAGAUAUUACAGGAUAUCGUCUAUAAACUUAUUCCCGAUGUCUUCCAAAACGAAAUGCAUAGAAGACGUGAUUUCUAUAUAAAACAUACCGAAGAGAUGUCCACUUGUGCUGAGGACAGGGGAGAAGUGAUAGAUCACCGAAUGUUUUAUAUGGCAAACGAUAAGAUUAGUCUAUCACUUGAAUACGGAUAUGGAGACAAUCAAAUGCCUGACAAUACUUAUAAUACCAGUCCUACUGAGGAAACUCCUACUGACAACAAACUGUUAAGUAUUGAUGAGAACGACACUAUGGAUACUAUGAAGCGUUAUCUACUUUGUCCGGCGGGUCUCUCUAUUUUACACCUGAAAAAGUUUAUCUUCAGAAAGUAUGGAUUACCCGAAUCAUAUAGAGUUGAUGUCAUGUAUCUUCAAGACAUCCUAAGUGAAGAUAUUAUGCUUAUGGAUGUCGCAUACAUUUACAACUGGAAAAGGAGCGAUCCGAUGCGUCUAUUUUAUCGCAUAAGUGAGCGACCGAUCAAACGAUUAAAGACAACACAAUCACAAAAUAUUGAAUCCAAGAGUGGGAGUGGAGGCAGUGGUAACAGUGAUAUAAGUAAUGCCAAUAACCACAACAAUAAUAAUAGUGUGAAUGUGAGUCAGUCUAAACUAGUCGGUGCACAUCCAACAGCAUCCAGUCGUACAUCACAAACAUCAACAACGACUAUCAUAAUGACAGGUGCGGCUCCAGUGCCCACUUCAUCAUACAAUAGCAGUGCAAAUGGCGUGACAUCAAAUAAGGCAUCUCUUGCAACGCCCAAACAUAUGGAUACAUACAAAGGCAACACAUCUAAGGGAGUACCACCUCAUGCAGUAAAGACACCACAAGCACAGGCAUCCAAACGUAAGAUCACUACUAGUGUCAGUGCUGUGCAAACUGAUGAACCAUCGAAAAAGUUAAGAAAAGUUUUGCCGACAAACAACAUGACUGCCUCGACGCCCAACAAAGCCAAUUGUGCCAACACUAGUGCGCCCACUGUGUUAUCCAAUACAAGCACAUCCACUGUUAAUAGCUUACGUCAAUGUCGUAUCCAUACUGAUAAAAGUAAACUGUCCACUUCUAAUACUACCAGUGCUAACAAUACAAAGAGUGGUGGAAUAUGUGUUACAAAAAUUUCCAUAAAAGAGGAUAUAAAGGAUAAUACCAAAUGUGCUAACAAUGCUAAUGAUAGCAAUGUGACCACAAAGAAGACCAGUAAUCGUAAGUCAUCGGCAUUUGAUGUCCGCACUCUUAUCGGCACUAAGUCUCCAACCCUUGCAUUUAGUCGUCACACGGAUGGCAUGAUUGUCAGUGAUUAUAAUGAUAGUAAUAAAAGUGUUGGUAAUAUGACUUUUUUGCAACAAAAUAGCAAACAAUCAAAAGGUUGUGAUGGAAAUGCCAUUAGGGAUACCAGCAGUCAAUGUGUUAUGCAGUCGAGUCAUAACAAAAAGACUGCUUCAAUCACCAGUAAGAGUACGACGACACCCAAUCAAACUCAACCCACACAUUGCAGUCAUUCAAUUGGCAUUAAAAUCAGCAAAAGUGGAGUAAAAAGUUUGAAAAAUAAUAACAAUAUAUCAGUGAAAUCCAACACAAUUUCAAACAAAGAUAUGACUGGCGAUAGUGUUAACAAAACAUCGGGAAAAGCAAUUAGUGGUACCAAUGCUGGACCACAAACUGAGUCUAUUACUGCUAUUAGGCAAUCGACACCUUUAUCUCCAACAUCAAUACGUAUCAAAUUGUCUCCACCGCCACCAUUGACCACAAGUAUCAAUAGUAAGGCAAACACUGGCUCUUGUAAUAAAAAUAGUGCCAAAUCUAGUACUACUGCCACAAACACUAGCAUUAAAACAAUGACACUUCCGGUUGCACCACAAGUUCAAACAAAUCAUAAAAAUAAAGAGUCAUUAGAAAGCAUUUUUGGUGUCAAGGAGUGCGAUGUCAAGUUGCAGAGGUUGUCAUCAGAUGUUAAGAUUAAUAAUACAAUAAUAACUGAUAACAAAUGUGUCAAAUCUAUUGACCAAAUCGGUAAUAACUCGUUGACAAAGUCUAGCAAAACUAAAGGUGCGUCCAUUAAUCAAAUAGUCAACAAAAUAGCGUCGGGAGUCACGUCUAAGAGCGCCAGUGUUAACGUGACCAGUACUACACCUACAUUGCAAUUGAACCACAAUAGCACCGGUGGUUCACAAAACACCUUCAGUACACAUGUGGAUACCAGUAAUGAGGGGAACGAUAACAGAGUCAGUGUUACUACCGGUGAGAGUGGAGUCGGCUCUUCCUUUCAAAACAAGAAUCAAUGCGCUGGCAGUGAGAGUGCAAUCAAAUCAGUGAGCAGUUCCACCACUAAUUCGGGUAAUUUAGUGAUACGUAUCUCAACAAAGACUAACAGUGUUGAGAGUAUCGUCUCUCCUAAGGAUAAGAGCUCACAAAAAAUCAAUAAUAAAUGUGAAACUAAAAGGGAUUUGACGACUACGAGUGCCAGUACUAACAACUUAGCCAAAUCCAGUACUACUAAUACUAUUAAUACCAAUGCCAGCAGUGAUACUAAUACGGCUAACACUCCAAUUGAUUGCAAAACUAGUAAAACUUGUGCUAAUGAUUCAGUUAAUGAUAUUACAAAUAAAGUUAUUAAAAAAGAAAAUGAUUUGAAAGUUAAUAUAAAUGAAGAAGAAGAUGAUGAAGACGAUGAUGAAGAAGAUUCGAGAAAAUUGGUCGUUGAUGUGCCCAAUGAAGACAGUGGAGGCAACGAUGGCAACUCUGUUAAGAAUAAUCCAUCCGAUAAAGACAAUGGAAUUAAACAUAAUUUUAAUAAUACAUUAAUGAAAAAUAAAGUUCAAUCAAAUUUAUCAACUAAAUUAGCUAUCAAUAUUGGAUCAGCUACCAGAUUGUCGGCUAAUUGUGCCGUUUUGACAUCACCUCCUCCUACACCCACUCCUAGUCCUAAAUCAGAAAGUGAUCACUCAAUUACAAACGAUACAAAACCUAAUGCUCCUCUAAAUAAUGGACCGUUAGAUUUAUCGAUGUCCACUAAAAAGGAUAAACAAUUGCAUCCAAAAAUGACUGUCAGUCCUGUGCGAGCAAUAUAUGACAUUCCGCCCCCAAAACCCAAACAAUGUGUAAAUCCCGCCGUUCUCGACAAACACAGAAGUUUCUUCCCUAAUAAUAGUGCUCCAAAACAACAGUUCCCGUCUUUUAAAAUAAUGAACACUCAGGGCAUGAGAUCCGGUUCGAGUUCAUCACAUUCUUUGUCGACGUCUAAUAUGGAUUCAAAUAAAAAGAAACGACCGGUAGUUUCGCCGAUGAUAUCAAGCACUGGUAACAAUCAUUUGACCAAUAAGUCGCAACAGAGGUCUACACCACACAGUCAUCAUCACAAUCAUAAAAACUAUUCUGUCAUUAGUCCCGAACCCAAUCGGUUUACGACUAAGAUUCCUAAUUUAGUGAUCAGAAAUAUAAGUUCCCCCCCAUCUAUAACAUCUCACUUCAAUUAUCCAACACAUCAUUGAUAUUGAAGACACCAAAUGAUAUAAUGAUUACAUGGAGUAUCACAUCUUUGAAUUACAAGUUAAUGGUUUAACCAUUUCUU